Molecule: messenger RNA, 1556 nt
Organism: Salvia splendens (bonfire salvia)
Lineage: Eukaryota; Viridiplantae; Streptophyta; Magnoliopsida; Lamiales; Lamiaceae
Product: pectate lyase-like
Exons: 4
Coding region: 76-1389 (437 amino acids)
Molecular function (GO): pectate lyase activity
Source: RefSeq, a predicted model, not a curated record
CUUAGUAGGAAAACCCAAAAAAAAAAGAAAAAAACAGUAGGAAAAGAAUAAAAUAUUUUUCCAUUCAUUUCAAGAAUGGAUCCUAUUAGGUUUGUGUUGGUUUUCUUGAUUUCUCUUGUGGCCUUGGUCACCGCAAAGGCAAACAAUACUGAGACAGACGACAUCGUAUGGCGAGAACGUGCAUUACAAGCGAGGCAAGCUAAUCAACAGGCGUAUGAACCCAAUCCUCACAUUGUCCUAAAUCAUUUAAACUCACAUGUUCACAAGGCAUUUAAAGGAUACAACUCGACAAGAAGAGGUCUAGUAGGUAAGCGCCAUAGUGGGCCAUGCGAGGCCACAAACCCUAUCGACCAAUGUUGGAGGUGUGAUCCACAUUGGGAAAAAAACCGCAAGAAGCUAGCCGAUUGUGUCCUAGGGUUCGGGCGCCACACCACGGGGGGCAAGGCGGGAAAGAUCUACAUGGUGACGGACCCCUCAGACAACGACCUAGUCAACCCUAAGCCGGGAACCCUAAGGCACGCGGUGAUCCAGACAGAGCCACUCUGGAUCAUAUUCGCGCGCCACAUGGUGAUUCGGCUCUCUCAGGAGCUGAUCUUCACGUGCAACAAGACCAUCGACGGGCGCGGGGCUCAGAUCCAGAUCACCAAUGGCGCGGGAUUCAUGAUCCAGUACGUGAGCAACGUGAUCAUACACAACAUCAAGAUCUACGACAUCAAAGUGGGCAGCGGAGGCCUCGUGCGAGACUCCAUCACUCACUACGGGCAGCGUGGGCAGAGCGACGGCGAUGCUGUCUCCGUGUUCGGAUCUAGCAACAUUUGGCUUGACCACUUGUCCCUAUCUAGUUGCUAUGAUGGCCUAAUCGAUGUGGUCAAAGGGUCGACGGCUGUCACCAUCUCAAAUUGCCAUUUCGCUCGCCAUAAUGAUGUUUUGCUAUUUGGAGCAAGCGAUAGCUACUCAGAUGACAAGAUAAUGCAAGUAACAUUGGCGUUUAACCAUUUUGGGAAAGGUUUGAUUCAAAGAAUGCCGCGAGUGAGGUAUGGGUACACACACAUUGUGAACAACGACUACACAAAUUGGGAAAUGUACGCGAUCGGAGGAAGUCAAGGCCCCACCUUACUUAGCCAGGGCAACCGCUUCAUUGCCUCAGAUAACAUGAACGCCAAAGAGGUGACUAAGAGAGAGUAUACGACAGAGAGUGUGUGGAAGAAUUGGGUGUGGAAAUCUGAGGGAGAUGUGUUGCAAAAUGGCGCGUUUUUUAUCCAAUCGGGAGAUCCUCAUCAUAAGUUUGUACAUGGCCCCGAGUAUAUUCCACCUAAACCGGGCCAAUUUGCAAGCACGUUGGUGCGACACUCCGGCCAUUUGAAAUGUAUUCCCGGUCUACCUUGUUAACAAUGCAUGUGUCUAUCGUCACUUGGAUUUUAUUAGAACUGAUGAUCAAGAGAAAUCAAUUGUACUACUUGAAAAAACAGAUGUUAGUUAGUUGAUGUAUAUACUCUGCACUUUUAGUGUAAAAUUGGUGGAACUUGUAAAUUUGCUCGCAAUAGUGAAUCAUUGUA